CCAAGCCCUAUUUGACCUGUCAUUGCUCCCACUAUGUCUUCUCUUCUCACUUCUCGCCUUUUAUAUAUAAUACCUUGCCGUUAAUGUCACCAAAUUUAUAUAAAGACCUACCAACGCUAUAUAACAACCACAGAACCAUAGCAAAUUAGCUAUCACAUAUUCCAAAAACAAGUUCUUGAAAAAAGUUUUCAACUGUAACCCAUCACCCAAAAUGGCAAAAGAUCUUGGACUUGAAAUCGUCACUGAGCUAAGGUUGGGGCUACCAGGCGGUGAAGUUCUUAACAUUAAUAAAAAUGAGAAGAAAAGGGUUUUCUCUGAGGUAUCCCGCGAAGCUAAUAGCACCACCAAUGACCUGAAUAUCCCAACGAAAAGUCUAGUUGUGGGGUGGCCACCGCUUUGCUCUUAUCGGAAAAAGAAUAGUUUCAAUGAGAAAGAAGGGCUUGAAACUUCGAAAAUGUACGUCAAAGUUAGCAUGGAUGGAGCUCCUUUUCUUCGCAAGAUUGAUUUGGGCAUGCACAAGGCGUAUUCAGAUCUCGUCGUUGCAUUGGAGAAGUUAUUCGGCUGUUAUGGCAUUGGGGAAGCGUUGAAGGAUGCAGACAGCAGCGACUACGUUCCCAUAUAUGAAGACAAGGAUGGAGACUGGAUGCUAGUAGGAGACGUUCCCUGGGAGAUGUUUAUUGAAUCGUGCAAGAGACUAAGAAUCAUGAAGAGAUCAGAGGCCAAAGGAUUUGGUCUGCAGCAGAAAGGUGGUGGUCUUAUUAAGGGAAUGAUAUCAAACGAUGAUCGUAAUUGAGAAAUUUUAAAACCAGCAGCAAUGAACAAGUGGAGAAUUUGACUGAAUUUCCCAGUUUGUAGACAAUUAAUUUCUGUUUAAUUAUUAUAAUUAUAGUGUUGCCUAUUUAUUUUAUUUAGCUGAUGAUUCUUCAUCAAGCUGUGACUUUAAGACCACUUUUGAUGUUUCAAUUGGCAUAGAGACCAAUUUUUCUCGCUAUUUUAUGUGUUAAAAUUAAUGUGACAAUUUAUUCCUAA
Hevea brasiliensis (rubber tree) is the source of this 1029-nucleotide messenger RNA. Its product is annotated as auxin-induced protein AUX22. Gene Ontology annotation, biological process: regulation of DNA-templated transcription. Lineage: Eukaryota; Viridiplantae; Streptophyta; Magnoliopsida; Malpighiales; Euphorbiaceae. The coding region runs from base 212 to 793 and encodes 193 amino acids. Gene Ontology annotation, cellular component: nucleus. The record is from RefSeq and is a predicted model, not a curated record. Gene Ontology annotation, molecular function: protein binding. The transcript is spliced from 3 exons.